Dunckerocampus dactyliophorus (ringed pipefish) is the source of this 7147-nucleotide messenger RNA. RefSeq names its product dedicator of cytokinesis protein 3-like. NCBI's taxonomy places the organism in Eukaryota, Metazoa, Chordata, Actinopteri, Syngnathiformes, Syngnathidae. Gene Ontology annotation, molecular function: small GTPase binding; guanyl-nucleotide exchange factor activity. The record is from RefSeq and is a predicted model, not a curated record. Gene Ontology annotation, biological process: small GTPase-mediated signal transduction. Gene Ontology annotation, cellular component: cytoplasm; plasma membrane. The transcript is spliced from 55 exons. The coding region runs from base 271 to 6516 and encodes 2081 amino acids.
CCUCUUAGCGCGUGCACGCGCGUUCAGUGCCUCAUUGCGUAUUGAUGAAGAGGUUGAAGAUGAAAGUCGCGUGAGCAAGGACCGAGCUAGGUGAUGAUGAUGAUGACGAUGACGUCCUGAUGUUUGCAUCGUGGCGCGGGAAACUGAUAGUCUUCAUCACUCUUCAUCUCGCUUGAACUUUUAUUUUUUUUUGGGACGUGGUGAAUUGGUGCCAACUUUGUCGCGUGUUCUCCAUGACGCUGACUGCCGCUGUGGGGACUUUUUGACGUCAUGUGGACCCUGACCGAGGACGAGAGAGUGGGAGUGGUGGUGUGCAGUUUCAGAAGUUGUUUCCCGCACUCGCUGACCUUGGAGCUCGGAGAGACCGUUCACAUCCUGGAGAAAUGUGAAGGAUGGUUCAGAGGUUUCUCCCUCAGGAGAUCAGAUAUCAAAGGUGUUUUCCCAUCAUGUUACAUUCAUGUGAAGAAAUGUACUGUCACCAGUAAAGGGUCCAAGGAGACGGUAGUACCUGUGGAAGAUGUGCUUGUUACUGAGGUGACAUCCACGCUGCAGGAAUGGGCGUGUCUGUGGAAACAACUCUAUGUGCGACAUAAAGUGGAAUUAUUCUUCAAACUGGGUCAUGUGAUGUCGGAGCUGAUUGACUUGAGGAGACAGCUGCUGUCGGGUCAGCUGACACAUGAUCAGAACCGAGACAUCAAAAGACAUGUGACUGCCAGACUGGACUGGGGAAAUGAAAAUUUGGGUUUGGACUUGGUUCCAAGAAAAGAUUUUGCGAUGGUGGAUGAAGAUCAGAUCAGCGUCUCUGAUCUUUACAAGAUGCACGUGAGCAGCAGACACAACGCCCAACACAACUCUUCACAGGCUGAGCCCAGCAGUCAUCAGAAACCCGGCGGCGGCGACGCCUGCAAAGCUCCAGUGGCUCAUCACCUGCUGCUCCACCUGAAGAGCUUCACAUCCAACAACAUCGGAGAAGACACCGACAUCUUCUUCUCGCUCUACGACUGCCGAGAAGGAAAAAGCAUCAGUGAAAAGUUUCUGGUCAGGCUCAACAAAAAUGGAGGAGCAAAGAAUCAUGAGAAGGCGGAAAGACUGAGCGCCCUCUUCACGGACUUGAGCAACAAAGACAUGAAGAGAGAUCUGUACAUCAUCUCACAGGUGAUCCGAACAGGGCGGAUGUUGCUGAAUGACAGUAAAAAAGGUCCGGCACACGUACGAUACCGACGACCUUACGGCUGCGCCGUCCUCGCCAUGAGCGACGUCCUGCAAACGAUCUCGGAACUCCGAGAGGAAAAAGACUUUGUUCUCAAAGUCUACAUGUGUAACAACGAGAACGAAUGGUACCAAAUCCAUGAAAACAUCAUCCGCAAAUCCAGUACCAAAUACUCGGCGCCCGGAAACAACUACGGUCUGAUCAUCUCAUUGCAGUUGUUGCGAGGCGACUUGGAGGAUCUCCGGCGGGAAAAGAAAGCGGUGUUGAGCGGAGGCGUGGCCAUGACGCGCAAGCUGGGCUUCCCUGACGUCAUCAUGCCAGGUGACGUGCGCAACGACUUGUACUUGACGCUGGAGCGAGGCGACUUUGAGAGAGGAGGAAAAAGCGUUCAGAAGAACAUUGAAGUUGGUGUUUUUGUGCUCAGCGCCGAUGGAGAACUUGUGAAGGACUGCGUUAGUCUGGGUUGUGGCGAGCCCAACAUGGCGGCGCAUCGCUCCUUCGUGCUCUACCACAACAACAGCCCUCGAUGGAGCGAGGCCAUCAAGCUGCCCAUCCCCAUCGACCGAUUCCGAGGCUCCCACCUCCGCUUCGAGUUCAGGCAUUGUUCCACCAAGGACAAAGGAGAAAAGAAACUCUUCGGCUUUUCCUUCACGCCGCUCAUGAGGGACGACGGGACCACGCUGUCCGACCAGAGCCACGAACUCUUUGUCUACAAGUGUGACGACAACACAACGUUCAGUCACCCCGCCCACUACUUGGGCCUCCCCUGCUGCAAAGACCACAUGAACCUCAGUCCUGGUGUUGGGACCAGCCUCCUCUUCCAGCGCAGCACCAGGGAGACCUUCUGGAUCUCCACCCAGCUCUCGUCCACCAAGCUCACCCAGAACGUGGACCUGCUGGCUCUGCUCAAAUGGAAAGCACAUCCGGACCGGGUCUCCGACAUCCUUGGCCGCCUGCGACACAUCAGUGGAGAGGAAAUAGUCAAGUUUCUUCAAGACAUUCUGGACACAUUGUUCUCCAUUCUGGACGACAACACAGACAAAUAUGGACCUCUGGUCUUCCAGUCUUUGGUUUUCAUCAUCAACCUGCUCAGGGACAGCAAAUAUUUCCACUUCAGACCUGUCAUGGACACGUACAUCCAUAAACACUUUGCUGGUGCUUUGGCCUACAAGGAGCUGAUCCGAUGUCUAAAGUGGUCAAUGGAGCGUUCUGUUGAGGCGGUCCGACAAGAUCACACCCAGGAAGUCAUGAGGGCUCUGGAGUAUCUGAUCAAGUUCAUCGUUCAGUCUCGGGUUCUGUACUCUCGUGCCACCUGUGGCUUGGAGGAGGAACAGUUCCGGAGCAGCAUCCAGGAACUCUUCCACUCCAUCCGUUUGGUUCUCAGCCUGGACCGACCUACUUGUGAGACCCUCAUCUUCACACAGGGUCCCCAACCUGGCCAAGGUCCAAGUCAGGCUCCAACCCCUCCCCCAGGCCAGGUUCCUGGUGGCGUGCAAGUCACCUGUGCUCAGGUGUUGAGCGCCAACACUCUGCGGCCACCGCCUUUGUCAGCCGCGCUCUUCAACUCUUUCCCGAGCAUCUUUGACCAGCUGCUGCACAUGUUUGCCGUCCAAGAAGUAGCAGAGUUUGUGCGCGGCACGUUGGCAAGCGUGCCGUCCACGCUGCACGUGGGACACGCCAUGGACGCCGUCAAGCUGCAGUUCAUCGCUCGCACCGUAGACAGCAGGCUCUUUUCUUUCCCAGAGUCUCGAAGGAUCCUACUUCCUGUGGUUCUUCAUCACAUUCAUCUUCAUCUCAGGCAUCAGAAAGAACUUCUCAUGUGCUGUGGAAUUCUCACUUCUCUCUUCUCUGUCGUCCAGACCACCUCCCUGGAUGCAUCAGUGCAGGAAGAGGUGGAGAUGAUGGUGGAGUCGCUGCUGGACGUCCUCCUGCAGACGCUGCUGUCAGUCAUGAGCAAGGGCCAAUCACAGGAGGCGGUAAGAGGCCAACGCUGUCCUCAGUGCACCGCCGAGAUCACUGGGGAGUUUGUGUCCUGCUUGCUGUCCCUCCUCCGUCACAUGACCAACGUCCACUUUGAACACCUGAUGGAGAACUAUCAGAGCAAAGAGGAGCUGAAGGAGUUCAUGAUGAAGAUUUGGUGCGUGUUCCGGAAUCUGAUGAGGCUGAGUAUUUUCCCACGGGACUGGAACGUCAUGAGGCUCCUGACCAGCCACAUCAUCCUGACCACGGUGCAGCACCUCUCACCCUUUCAGCACAACUUUGCAGAAGAUGACUUUGACUUUAAGGUGUGGAAUUCUUACUUCAGUCUGGCAGUUUUAUACAUCAACCAGCCCAGCUUACAGCUGGAAAACAUGAUUCCAUCAAAGAGGAAGAAGAUCCUAGACAAAUAUGGAGACAUGAGAGUGAUGAUGACAUACCAACUCUUCAACAUGUGGCAGAACCUGGGUGACAACAAAAUACAUUUCAUCCCUGGAAUGAUUGGUCCAUUCUUGGGAGUGACACUCGUCCCUCAGGCAGAAGUCCGAAAUAUCAUGAUCCCAAUCUUCCACGACAUGAUGGACUGGGAACAACGCAAGCACGGACAUUUCAAACAGGUGGAGGCCGAGCUGAUUGACAAGCUGGACAGUUUGGUUUCAGAGGGCAAAGGCGACGAGAACUACAGAGAACUCUUCAGUUUGCUAACUCAGCUGUUUGGGCCAUACCCCAGUCUGUUGGAGAAGGUUGAGCAUGAAACGUGGCGAGAGACCGGCAUCUCCUUUGUUACAUCAGUCACUCGACUGAUGGAACGACUUCUGGACUACAGGGAUUGCAUGAAAGGAGAUGAGACGGAGAAUAAGAAGAUCGGCUGCACCGUCAAUAUCUUGAACUUUUACAAAUCUGAGAUCAACAAGGAGGAGAUGUACGUCCGCUACGUCCACAAACUGUGUGACAUGCAUCUGCAGGCAGACAACUACACUGAGGCAGCGUUCACGCUUUUGUUGUACUGGGAGUUACUGCACUGGGAUGAGCGGCCAAUGAAAGACUUCCUGCAUUAUCCCGCUCAGUCUGAGUGGCACCGCAAGGAGGCGCUCGGCCGCAAGGUCAUCCACUAUUUCAACAAAGGAAAGUGUUGGGAGUUUGGGAUUCCUCUCUGCAGGGAGCUGGCUUUCCAGUAUGAAUCCUUGUACGACUACCAGAGCCUCAGCUGGAUUCGGAAAUUGGAGGCAGCGUAUUUUGAUAAUAUCAUGGAGCAUCAACGUCUGGAACCUGAAUUCUUCAGGGUGGGAUUCUAUGGCAGGAAGUUCCCCUUCUUCCUCAGAAACAAAGAGUUUGUGUGUCGUGGUCAUGACUAUGAACGCCUUGAGGCCUUCCAGCAGAGGAUGCUGGGGGAGUUCCCACAGGCCAUCGCCAUGCAGCACCCAAAGCCUCCUGAGGAAGCCAUCCUGCAGUGUGACGCUCAGUACCUCCAAAUUUAUGCAGUAACGCCAGUUCCUGAAGCUGUUGGCGUCCUCCAGUUGGAUCGAGUCCCCGACCGGAUCAAAAGCUUUUACCGGGUCAACAAUGUUCGCCGCUUCCGUCACGAUCGACCUUUCCAUAAAGGGCCGAAAGACCGAGAGAAUGAGUUCAAGAGCCUUUGGAUCGAGAGGACAACGCUGGUGCUUGCCCAUCCUUUGCCUGGAAUUUCUCGCUGGUUUGAGGUGGAGAAGAGAGAGUUGGUGGAGGUGAGUCCGCUAGAAAAUGCUAUCUGUGUGGUGGAGAACAAGAACCAGGAGCUGCGGACUUUGUUCAGCCAGUACCAACACAAACAACUACACAACAACGUCAACCUUCUCAGCAUGACCCUCAACGGGGUCAUCGACGCUGCCGUGAAUGGCGGCAUAGCCAGAUACCAGGAGGCUUUCUUUGACAAAGAUUACAUCAGCAGCCACCCCGAGGACAGCGAGAAGAUCACCCAGCUGAAAAAUGUCAUGCAGGAGCAGGUUCACAUCCUUGGAACCGGCCUGGCUGUGCACGAGAAUCUGGUGCACCCAGAAAUGCGUCCCCUGCACAAGAAGCUGAUAGAUCAGUUCCAGGUGUUGAGGAACAGCCUCUGUCACGGUCCAUGUGCUUUAGACAGAGCAAAUCCCCCCAAAGGGAUUGUGGCCACUCACGGUCUUGUGAGUCCUGAGAGAUUCAAAGUACACCGACACAGCGAGAUGGCAAAUGUUGGAAAUCUUUUCAUUCUGGCCGACGGCAUGCUGGCUGAGCAGCGCGAGGACUUCUACGCCAUUCAGGCAAGCCACUCCUCCUCAAGCCUUAGCUCCACCCAUUCGGCACCCUCGCAAUUAAUCAACUCGUCUCUGCCAGCAAUCAAAGAGCCAAGCAGAACCAACAGAGACAUUUUGAUGCUGUUGCCGCCACAGCGAGACCAGCCCAGCGGUAUCAUGUAUCAGCAGCGAGCAUUUUUCCAUCAGGUGAUCAGUCCAGGUUGCAAACCCUGCAGCGACCCCAACCUGUCCUUCACUGACAAAGUUCUGAGCACCCCCAGUAGUUGGAGUUUGGACAGUGGAACCAGAGAUGCUGUGCCCGUGGUGUCCGCCCACAUUGGCAGCAUCAUGGCGCCUCCUGUUCCCCCGCGCAAUGUACCACAUGGCCAACACCUGUCAAUGCACUUUGAUGCUUUCCACCACCAACUCAGUGACCUCCCUCCUGCCCUUCCUGCGCGCUCCCUAAGAAAGUAUCCCCUGCAACCUUCACCUGCCUCGCCCACCAGUCCAGCAUCCAACCUGGAUGGAAGUAACUCCACCUUGUCAGGCAGCAUCAGCUCAGGAGUCUUCACGCUAAGCGAAAGUAACUUAAGUGACCCCCCUUCUGGACGCACAGACACCCUGGAGUCUGUCUCCAGCAGCCGGGCCUGGACAAGUGAGCAGGAAGAUUUCGACUCACCUUACUGGCUCAUCAGGUACGACGUCUCAGCGUUAGAAAUUCCAGACACAGUCAACGCUGAGCCUUGUCGAAGCCAGUCCUCUUAUGGGACCACCGUACCCCAGUCUCAGGGGUUCAGGACCCACAGAAGUUGUGCACAACCACAGCCCAGAGACCACCAAGAUCUCCAUUCCAAUCCCCAUCACGUCCCCACCCACUUGCCUCUCGGCUCCCUGCGUGAGCCCCCUCCUGCCCUGUCACACCUCAGAGAGGGGCUUGUACCUGGGGAGAACCCCUUCAACAGCCCGUCUGCACAAGCAGCACCUCCACACGGGCCGGGCAACAACUCCCAUCCUCCACUUGCUGCCACUAAGGAGGAGCAGGCCAAGGUGGCGUGGGGGCAUGGCAUCAGCGAGGAAUGAGAUGUUAUUUCAAUCGACAGCAUUUCCACACGGGUUCACAUCAAAUCGAUUGCUGUACAGGUCCUGCUCCACUCAACGUAGCACUGAGGACUUAAAGGAACUUGCAUUAGUGAACACACGGACGUCAUCUCAUUCUCCUCAUACAAAGUUACAUCGUCUUUUUUUUACCAGCACCUCAUUUACUCCUCACCAGCAACUUAACCACUGAAGUCACUUUUGACAUCUUUGUAGGAGGCAACACGAGCUGUUGCUUGAUUUCCUGAUACUGAGCACAGGAUGUGAUGUAUGCAACUUCAUUCCUCAUAAAAAGAAUUCCUAACAAUAAAGACAAAGUUGUUAACACGCGAGGCUUUUUGUUUGGACGCUGUGCAUUCAAGGGGACGCGUGUUUGAUCCUCUACUAUAGAGUCAGGAAAUUAAAAAGUGUUUGGUAGUUUAGCAGUAGUGAUGUAAGUAAUAAAAUUCUGGUAUCGGCGAUACCGAUCUGAUACCAAUACUUUGCAAAUUCACCUAAUGUGUCUGGUAAAUCUGGUAAAAAGUAACGUAUUUCCAAUUAUUGCAUAAAGAAUAAAAGAUAUUUCAUUAAUUUAUUAAUAUGAGCAUACCUCCACGCUGCGCUUGCGCUGCUCUUG